Molecule: messenger RNA, 3981 nt
Organism: Pelodiscus sinensis (Chinese soft-shelled turtle)
Lineage: Eukaryota; Metazoa; Chordata; Testudines; Trionychidae
Source: RefSeq, a predicted model, not a curated record
ACUCACAGUAGUUAAAACCCCCAUCAUCCAGAGAAGGAAGAGAGGUUAAAGGGAAGCUGAAAGGAUUGAGUUAGUUGGCUGCCUUGUUCAGAGUGUACCGCCUCUUGUGCGCACUCCAUAAUGACUGUGAAGUCCUCUGGCCGUCAGACUUCAGAAGAAGGACUUCUCUCUUCAUCUAAAUGAUACAUUGAUGCUUCUAAAUGAGAAAGAAGAUCAUCUAAAUAGUGGAAGAAAUAAUUCCAGUGGAUUAUUCUAUAUGGAACCCAUACCUCCUUGGUGGCAUGGCAUCUUUUCAACUGUGUUCUUAUAUAGUUGACCAUAGGGUGUCGUGCUGCAACACUAGUUAUAAACUAGAACUUGAAAAAGCUCAAGAGGAAAUUUGAACAUAAUUUGGAAUAAAGCUUUAUUUAUGUUCAUGGUAGCAGAAUGCCUUCUAGAGUAGACAAGGAGACCAGCAUCCAUCAUAUUCCUAUGGGCAUGAGGAAAGGAAAAUAGCAGGAAAAGUGCAAAAUGUUUCAAAUUCCUGUUCAAAAUCUUGAUAAUAUCAGGAAGGCUCGAAAAAAGGUGAAGGGCAUUCUUGUGGAUAUUGGGCUUGACAGCUGCAGGGAGUUAUUGCAGAGUCUUAAAGGUUAUGAUCCAGGAGAAAAAUAUUUUUGCAACACUUCAUGGAGUGAUGUCUCUCCUUGGGAGUCUGUGGGCAAAAGGAAGAGAUACAGAACAAAGCCAUACUGCUGUAGCCUAUGCAAGUUUUCCUCAAAAUUUCUUACUUCAUUCAAGAAUCACUUGCAUCGUUACCAUGAAGAUGAAAUGGACCAAGAGAUGGUGGUUCCUUGCCCAAAAUGUGUAUUUGCUUCUGAUUCAAAAGUAGUGGGAAAACAUAUCCGAAUGUUUCACUCCAAUAGGAAACUACAGAACUGCACAGUGAGCAUUUUAGGUGGCAUGAAACAAUUCAGGAGUGACAUUAUAAACUUCACAUGUCUAAAAUGCCACUUUACAGACACACUGUACUACAAUAUGAAGAAACAUGUGCUGAUGAACCAUUUUCAGAAUUUAAUAAGUAUGUAUUUUGGCCAGAGACCAGAUGACAUUGAAGAGCAUUUUAUUGAGCACUACUGUAAAAAAUGCAAUGCUAUAGCGAACAGCCAAGACACUUUAAUGUAUCAUGUCCUAACAUCUGAUGCACACAGAGAUCUGGAGAAUAAACUUAGAUCUUUGAUUUCAGAACAUCUUAAGAAACCAGGACUUGUGAAGCAAAUGCAUAUUGCUCCCAAGCCUCCCACAAGUACAGCUGCUCCAUCGUUAAUUCCCACCACUGCUCCAUCAAGCACAGUUACUACUCCAACUUGCAUUCAACUUGCAUUUCCUCAGAAUAAUCAAAACCAAACCAUGGUACAGGGAAAAGCAGUUCAAAACACAGUAAGACCACUGGCUGCUUCAAAUGCCUCUAGUAGCCUUACACAUACAUCUGCUGCUCCGGUUGUUACUCCACCACAUGUUACUCUUGUAUCCAGUCCACUUCCAGUAGCUCAGAAUGUCAGUCUUCAGCCACCAGUUCCACAACCUGUCUUUGUUUCUCAUAGGGUCCCUCUUAAUCAGCCAGUCAGGCCUGGGGUUCUCCCCCUUGCUCAGCCUGUUGGGACCAUAAGUAGACCUGUUGCUCCUGGAGUUCUUCCACUUAAUCAACCUGUCAGGCCUGGUCUUCUUCCUGUUAAUCAGCCUAUUGGGACCAUAAAUAGUCUGGUUGCCCCAGGAGCUCUCCCAGUAGCUCAGCCUGUUGGUUCUGUAAAUAGACAUGUUGGACCUGGUGUUCAUCCAGCAACUAGACCUCUUGCACCUGGUGUUGUCCCUCUAAAUCAUCCUAUGGGGAAUAUAAAUCAAUCCAUUGGUCCUGGGGUUCUUCCUGUGCCUCAGGCUGUUACCUCAGGGGUUCUACAGUUUAAUCAGCCUGUUACUUCUGGGGUUCUCCCUGUAAAUCAGCCAGUCAGACCUGGAGUUUCUCAAAAUACCGCUUUCCUGACUACCGGACCUAUACUUAGACAAUUAAUUCCAACUGGUAAGCAGGUUAAUGGAAUACCUACAUAUACCCUUGCACCAGUUUCAGUAACGUUGCCCGUAUCACCUGGUGGUGGAGUAGCAACUGUUACACCACCGCAAAUGCCCAUUCAGCUAAUGCCAUCUGGCACAGUAACUCAGGUAUCUCACUCUCCAGCUAGUGCACCGUCUCCUCCUAUAGUUGUGACUUCUUCUCACAGUAUGUCUGCACAGGCUUCUCCGCCUGCUCCUGAAACAAGCCAAGCCCUCAAACAGGCUAAGCAAUGGAAGACAUGCCCUGUUUGCAAUGAGCUCUUCCCAUCAAAUGUCUAUCAGGUCCAUAUGGAAGUGGCCCAUAAGCACAAUGCAGUAAAAACAGAGGAAACCCUUGAACCUGACAAGCUUGCAGUAUGUGCACCCUUUUUGAGGUGGAUGAGAGAGAAGACUGUCCGGUGUCUCUCUUGUAAAUGUUUCCUAUCUGAGGAAGAACUUAUAAAACACCUGUUGAUGCAUGGGUUAGCUUGUUUGUUCUGUACAUAUAUUUUCCAUGAUCUGAAAAGCCUUGUGGAACACAAUAAGACUGUUCAUAAUGGAAAGAAGAAGUUACAUGAAGACUACAGCAACAGAGGAUUUCAGCUAGAUAAUGAUGCUGAUGGUGACCUUACAUUUCCACAUUUUGAGUUCAGUACAAUGUUACCAAAAGAAGAACUUAGUGAAAAGGAAGUACACUUGGCAGUACUUGCAGGGGUAAACUCAAGGACCCUGGUACCUGUCUACAUCAAAGUGAAGCCUCAAACAGCUGAGGUGAACAGUAUUUGCAACAACAAAAAAGUAUUUACAUGCCCCUUUUGUUUUGGUACUUUCAUUAAUAAAGAAACCUAUGAAGUGCAUUUGAAAGAGAGACACCAUAUCAUGCCAACUGUACACACAAUUUUAAAAUCCCCUGCUUUCAAGUGCAUCCACUGCUGUGGGGUGUACACUGGAAAUAUGACUCUGACAGCUAUUGCUGUGCAUUUACUCCGCUGCAGAAGUGCUCCCAAAGACAGCAAUUCAAGUAUAAAAAUGCCACUUGAGCGCAAUGAGAAGAAAGAGCUAUCACUUGUUAAUGGUGAAAAGCAUGAUUCUGUGUGUCAGUCUGCUAAAAGAAAACAAUCUGAUAUAUGUUCCAUUGUAGAGGACCAAAGGAAUAAAGAACAGCAGCUUCAGUCCUUGGGUACAGGCACAGCUCUAGCUCCAAAUAAAGAUGUGAAUUUAGGGGUAGUGCCUGUUAAGAGACAAAAGGUUGAAAGCAGGACUGAGAUGAAAGGACCUCCUUCAGCUGAGGACCUCCGUAUACUAGCAUUAGAUCCUAAACAGUAUGAACACAGUUCAUAUGAAACUCGAAAGCAGUUUCUGGCAGAUUACUUUCACAAGAGGCCGUAUCCUACAAAAAAGGAGAUGGAAUUACUAUCGUCAGUGCUAUGUAUGUGGAAAUUGGAUGUUGCAUCAUUUUUUGGGAAAAAGCGACAUGUGUGCCUAAAGGCGAUAAAAAAUCGCCAGCCAUCUGUGCUUCUGGGUUUCAGUAUGUCAGAACUUAAAAAUGUAAAGCACAGUGUGAAUUUAAAAUAUAAAUCGCAGGAUGUGUAAAAUACUUUGUUUUAAAAGCAAUCAUAAUUGCAUACUUCUCAGUUUAGCAGUUUAUUACAUUGGUUAAUUUCUUUUAACUUACAAACUGACCUUUGCAGAGUUAUGGUAGUACAAAGUCUCAUUCAGAUUUGACUGUGUUGUUGAAAAAAGCAGCAGUGAUCGUAGAUCUGAGGAAGGUAGAUCUUUCACAUUUUCAGCUCUGUUUAAGCUUUUUUUAUUCCCUGCCUUUCUUCCCCCAUUUGUGGAGUAGGUUUCCCCCUCCCCUCCAUUACACUUUUCUACCAUGAUGUAUUGUUUUUCCUGAUUAAAAUUUAUUUUUUCUCA